GUCUCCAUGUUGUGUUUCUGGACGCGUGGAAUCAGACGCGUUGAAUGAGCGACGCGCCGCGGAUCAUCACUGAAUGCAAACGCUGACGCGGCGAUGGGCUCAGAAUCUCUCCACGACUGUCUGCGCGGACGGUGUCUGGGUGUCCUCAGACGGAUGGAGGUCAGCGGCCGCUUCCGCUAUUACUUCCAGCACCCCUGGUCUCGUCUGGUGGUGGCCUACCUGGUCACCUUCUUCAACUUCCUGAUCUUCGCCGAGGACCCGGUGUCGCACAGCCAGACGCAAGCGCACAUGAUCGUGGUGGGAAACUGCUUCUCGUUCGUGGUGAAUAAAUAUCCCGGAGGAGGAUGGGACGUCCUCAAGGUCCUGAUGUGGAUCCUCGCCAUCAUCACGGGCCUCAUUGCCGGCAAGUUCCUGUUCCAUCGACGCUUGUUCGGUCGUCUCCUGCGUCUGAAGAUGUUUCGUGAGGACCACGGCUCUUGGAUGACCAUGUUUUUCAGCACGAUUCUCUCGCUCUUCAUCUUCUCUCACAUCUAUAACCUCAUUCUGCUCAUGAGUGGACGGAUGAGGCCUCACAUGGUGACGGAGUACAUGGGCAUCAGGAACGAGAGCUUCAUGAAGAUGGCUGCUGUAGGAACGUGGAUGGGAGACUUUGUGACGGCGUGGAUGGUAACAGACAUGAUGCUGCAGGACACUCAUUAUCCGGACUGGGGCCGGAGCGCCAGAAACUUGUGGAGACGGGGGCACAACCGCAUUGUUUUGUUCUGGACGGUGCUGUUCUCUCUGACCUCUGUGGUGGUUCUGGUCAUCAGUACGGACUGGAUCAGGUGGGAUAACCUGAACCGCGGCUUCUUGCCGAGCGACGAGGUCUCCAGAGCGUUCCUGGCCUCCUUCAUCCUGGUCUUUGACCUACUCAUCAUCAUGCAGGACUGGGAGUUUCCUCACUUCAUGGGCGAUCUGGACAUGAACCUCCCGGGUCUUUCCACCACGCAGCUGAAGAUCAAACUGCCCGUCUGCAAGCGCAUCUUUAAGGAUGAGUACCACAUCCACAUCACGGGGAAAUGGUUUAAUUACGGAAUCAUCUUCCUGGUCCUCAUCCUGGACCUCAACAUGUGGAAGAACCAGAUCUUCUACAAGCCCUAUGAAUACGGUCAAUACGUAGGUCCAGGAGAGAAGAUCUACACUGUGGAGGAUCCAGAGACGCUGCGCGACUUCAACCGCAGCACGCUGACCUGGGAGUGGCGCUCCACCAACAUCGACCCGCGCACCAACCAGACGUACGUCCAGAGAGACAUGUUCCUUCACAGCCGCUACGUGGGCGCCAGUCUGGAUGUCAAAUGCCUGGCGUUCAUCCCGAGUCUGGCGGCCUUCGUGCUCUGCGGGUUCUUCAUCUGGCUGUUCGGACGCUUCCAAGACAGCGAGACGUUCCCUGAGAAUCAAGACAAGAGCUACGAGCGCAUCAAGCGCAAGUCGCCGUCUGAUCUGGGAGUCACGCCGGAGGAAGUGCACAUCACCAUGAGCGAGGCCUUGAAGAGGAGCGGGACACCCAUGCUGCUUCUGGUGGACACUCAUCAUUUCGGGUCGUCAAACAACUCCAUGUCGCCGUGUUCGAACGAAACCCAAGAGACCCAACCCAGUGUAGCCGUUGACAGCGACGCCCAUGAGGACACAGCUGAUGUCAAAAAACUGACCCCAUGACCGUAACCAAAGGUCAAAUCGGCUUUCUGAGAUCCUUAGCGUUGUUUGAUGUCCAACAGACUUCCAAAGUCGAUUGCCGUUCAAAGUCCUCGGAAAACUAUCACAGACUCUAUCUUUGAAAUUUGUAUUUUUAUAUCAAGCGAUCUUGCACUGCGCACCAACUUUCUGAACUUUUUCCACAUUUUCAAGGACAUUGGUCAAUGAUGCUGGAUGUUUGACUUUUCUAUCUCUUUUUUUAUGUAGAUACUCUUGUGCCUACAUGGAUGAAAUGUUGUCCUCACAGUGAACGCAUGGCAUGAUGGUCAUGAAAAUACUUGUAAUGAACACCUAAAUCUGUGCCUUCAUUA
Messenger RNA from Sinocyclocheilus rhinocerous, 2042 nucleotides. It is a transcript of the gene tmem117, whose product is annotated as transmembrane protein 117. Lineage: Eukaryota; Metazoa; Chordata; Actinopteri; Cypriniformes; Cyprinidae. The transcript has 8 exons. The record is from RefSeq and is a predicted model, not a curated record. Gene Ontology annotation, biological process: intrinsic apoptotic signaling pathway in response to endoplasmic reticulum stress. The coding region runs from base 94 to 1695 and encodes 533 amino acids.